CCGUUCUCUGCUUCCUGUUUCCCUGCUUCAUCACCACGCAGAGAACUCUCUCUCUCUUCUUCGAUCUCAUCUCUCCUCUCUAACACCAAAUCGAUUGUGUUUGAACUUUGAACCCAAUCGAUUUCGAUUCAUAGAGCCAUGAGUUUCUGCAAAUGGGUUUCCUUUGCUUUGAUCAUCAUCAUCCACUUGCUCAACUCUUGUCAGAUUUCAUCUUCCUCUUCCUUAACCUCAAAUGGGUUCUCUCAAAUCCCUCCAAAGUUUCUUGCUUUAGCUAAAAGAGACGAUUUUUUCGACUGGAUGGUUGGGAUCAGAAGGAAAAUCCACGAGAACCCAGAGCUUGGUUACGAGGAAGUAGAGACGUCUAGGCUCGUUAGGACAGAACUGGAGAAGAUGGGUGUGCCUUUCAAGUACCCAGUUGCUGUUACUGGUGUUAUUGGUUAUGUCGGAACUGGUCAAGCCCCUUUUGUUGCUUUGAGAGCAGACAUGGACGCACUUGCUAUGCAGGAGAUGGUGGAAUGGGAGCACAAGAGUAAGAUUCCUGGGAAGAUGCACGCUUGUGGACAUGACGCUCACACUACCAUGCUUCUUGGUGCUGCAAAGUUGCUCAAAGAACACCAAGAUGAGCUACAGGGUACAGUGAUUCUAGUUUUCCAACCAGCUGAGGAAGGAGGAGGAGGUGCGAAGAAGAUCGUGGAAGCCGGAGUAUUGAAGGAUGUGAGCGCAAUCUUUGGGUUACAUGUUACAAACCAACUGAGUUUAGGCCAAGUGAGCUCAAGAGAAGGUCCGUUGUUGGCUGGUAGUGGCUUAUUCGAAGCUAAGAUAAGCGGGAAAGGAGGGCACGCAGCUCUUCCUCAGCACGCUAUAGAUCCCAUAUUGGCAGCUUCAAACGUUGUUGUUAGCUUACAACACCUCGUUUCACGAGAGGCAGAUCCUUUAGACUCUCAGGUAGUUACAAUUGCUAAGUUUGAAGGCGGUGGUGCUUUUAAUGUGAUUCCAGACUCUGUUACUAUCGGGGGUACAUUCAGAGCCUUUUCAACUAAAAGCUUUACCCAACUCAAGAAAAGAAUUGAGCAGGUUAUCACGAGGCAAGCGAGCGUGCAUAUGUGCAACGCAACAGUAGAUUUCCUUAAUGAGGAGAAACCUUUCUUCCCACCGACUGUUAACGAGAAAGGCUUGCACACGUUCUUCAAGAACGUGUCAGGAGACAUGUUAGGGACUCAGAACUACGUCGAGAUGCAACCAUUGAUGGGAUCAGAGGAUUUCUCUUUCUACCAAGAAGCAAUGCCUGGACACUUCAGCUUCCUAGGAAUGCAAAACGAAGCUCAUUCACCAAUGGCGAGCCCUCACUCGCCUUAUUUCGAGGUCAAUGAAGAUUUACUACCUUAUGGUGCUUCCCUUCACGCCUCCUUGGCCACAAGAUAUCUUCUUGACUUGAAAACUUCGUCGCCUGAUAAGAGUUACCAAAAAGAUGAACUUUGAUGCCAUUUUUUGGCUCUCUCUAUUCUCUAUCUUCUGUCUCACCUACUCGUCGAAAUGUCAUUUUUCUAGAGAGCCUUCCAUGUAAAGAUCAAUAAAGUGUAAUGCAAUGUGGAAAUAUAAGAACUUUACUGCAAAGUGAUUGGGCCAUUGUAAUGGAAACAUUUGUUUCCAAGUCUGGAGUAUUAAAUGUAUAAACAGUUCUCAUC
This is a messenger RNA of Raphanus sativus (radish), 1685 nucleotides long. RefSeq names its product IAA-amino acid hydrolase ILR1-like 4. The record is from RefSeq and is a predicted model, not a curated record. Gene Ontology annotation, molecular function: IAA-Ala conjugate hydrolase activity. Gene Ontology annotation, cellular component: endoplasmic reticulum. Gene Ontology annotation, biological process: auxin metabolic process. Bases 139 to 1479 code for a protein of 446 amino acids. Lineage: Eukaryota; Viridiplantae; Streptophyta; Magnoliopsida; Brassicales; Brassicaceae. The transcript is spliced from 5 exons.